This is a messenger RNA of Echinops telfairi (small Madagascar hedgehog), 8065 nucleotides long. It is a transcript of the gene ATP7A, whose product is annotated as ATPase copper transporting alpha. The coding region runs from base 1 to 4422 and encodes 1473 amino acids. The transcript has 23 exons. Gene Ontology annotation, biological process: monoatomic cation transport. The record is from RefSeq and is a predicted model, not a curated record. Gene Ontology annotation, molecular function: ATP binding; ATPase-coupled monoatomic cation transmembrane transporter activity; ATP hydrolysis activity. Gene Ontology annotation, cellular component: membrane. Lineage: Eukaryota; Metazoa; Chordata; Mammalia; Afrosoricida; Tenrecidae.
AUGCGAGUGAGCUCCGGGGAUUUGACCGUAGAACUGAAAAAUCAGGUUUCCCUGGAAGAAAAAAAUGCAGCGAUUAUUUAUGACUGUAAAGUACAGACUCCAAAGACCCUACAAGAAGCUAUUGAUGACAUGGGCUUCGAUGCCUCUCUCCACAGUCUUAACCCCUUCCCUGUUUUAACUGAUACUGUGUUUCUGACUGUUAAUACUUCAUUUGCUCCUCCAUGGGACCAGAUCCAAAGCACAUUGCUCAAGACCAAGGGUGUGACAGGCAUUAAAAUUUCUCCUCAGCAGAGAACUGCAGUGGUGACAAUAAUCCCUUCGAUAGUGAAUGCCAAUCAGAUAAUAGAACUGGUUCCAGGUAUCAGUCUAGAUAAUGGAACUCUGGAGAAAAAGCCAGGAACUUGUGAAGAUAACAGUAUGGCUCCAGCAGGUGAAAUCAUGCUGAAAAUGAAGGUGGAAGGGAUGACCUGCCACUCAUGCACUAGCACCAUUGAAGGAAAAAUUGGGAAACUACAAGGUGUUCAGCGAAUUAAAGUUUCCUUGGACAAUCAAGAAGCUACUAUUGUUUAUCACCCUCAUCUUAUCACAGCAGAGGAAAUAAAAAAGCAGAUUGAAGUUGUGGGCUUUCCAGCAGUCAUCAAAAAACAGCCUAAGUACCUUACAUUGGGAACGAUUGAUGUGGAACGUCUGAAGAACACACCUAUCAAAUCCUCGGAAGAAUCACAGCAGGGGAGUCCAUCACAUACCAAUGAUUCAACAGCCACUUUUAUUAUAGAUGGCAUGCACUGUCAAUCAUGUGUGUCAAAUAUUGAAAGUACUCUAUCUACACUCCAAUUUAUAAGUAGCAUAGCAGUUUCUUUAGAGAAUAGGUCUGCCGUUAUAAAGUACAAUGCAAACUUAGUCACUCUUGAAACUCUGAGAAAGGCAAUUGAGGCAAUAUCACCGGGGCAAUAUAGUGUUAGUAUUACAAGUGAAGUUGAGAAUACUCAAAAUUCUCUUUUCAACUCAUCUCAUCAAAAAAUGCCUUUGAACAUAGUUACCCAGCCUCUGACUCAAGAAACUGUGAUAAACAUUGGUGGCAUGACUUGUAAUUCUUGCGUGCAGUCUAUUGAAGGGGUCAUAUCUAAAAAGGCAGGUGUAAAAUCCAUACGAGUUUCACUUAUAAAUAGUAAUGGAAUUGUUGAGUAUGAUCCUCUACUAAUUUCUCCAGAAACCUUGAGGGAAGCCAUAGAAAACACGGGAUUUGAUGCUACCUUGUCAGAUCUGAAUGAACCAUCAGUAUUAAUAGCUCAGCCCUCAUUGGAAAUGCCACUUCUGGCUUCAACUAAUGAAUCUCAGGCUAAAAUGAUGACACCAAUUUAUGAUCAGGAGGAGACAAAGACUUCUAAGUGUUAUAUACAGGUCACUGGCAUGACUUGUGCUUCCUGUGUAGCAAACAUUGAAAGAAAUUUAAGAAGAGAAGAAGGUAUAUAUUCUGUACUUGUGGCUUUGAUGGCUGGCAAGGCAGAGGUUAGAUAUAACCCUGCUGUUAUACAACCUCUGAUAAUAGCGGAAUUCAUCCAAGAGCUUGGAUUUGGGGCUACUGUGAUUGAAGAUGCUCAUGAAGGUGAUGGUAUUUUGGAACUUGUUGUGAGAGGGAUGACUUGUGCUUCAUGUGUGCAUAAAAUAGAAUCUACCCUCACAAAACACAGAGGGAUUUUCUACUGCUCUGUUGCUUUGGCAACCAACAAGGCACACAUUAAAUAUGACCCAGAAAUUAUUGGUCCCAGAGAUAUUAUCCAUACAAUUGAAAGCUUAGGUUUUGAAGCUUCUUUGGUCAAGAAGGAUCGAUCAGCAAGUCACCUAGACCAUAAACGAGAAAUAAGACAGUGGAGACGGUCCUUUCUAGUGAGCCUGUUUUUCUGUAUUCCUGUAAUGGGGCUAAUGAUAUAUAUGAUGGUUAUGGACCACCACCUUGCAGCUCUGCGUCAUCAUCAGAACAUGAGUCAGGAAGAAAUGAUCAGUAUUCAUUCCUCUAUGUUCUUGGAGCACCAGAUCCUGCCAGGAUUGUCCAUUAUGAAUUUGCUCUCCUUUUUAUUGUGUGUACCUGUACAGUUUUUCGGAGGCUGGUACUUCUACAUUCAGGCUUACAAAGCACUGAAGCAUAGGACUGCAAAUAUGGAUGUACUGAUUGUGUUGGCAACCACCAUUGCAUUUGCCUACUCUUUGGUUAUUCUUCUGGUUGCAAUGUAUGAGAGAGCCAACAUGAACCCUAUUACUUUCUUUGACACGCCUCCUAUGCUGUUUGUAUUUAUUGCUCUGGGGCGAUGGCUGGAACAUAUAGCAAAGGGAAAAACAUCAGAGGCUCUUGCAAAGCUAAUUUCACUACAAGCUACAGAAGCAACUAUUGUAACCCUUGACUCAGAUAAUAUCUUCCUGAGUGAAGAGCAAGUGGAUGUGGAACUUGUACAACGUGGAGACAUCGUUAAAGUGGUUCCAGGGGGCAAAUUUCCAGUGGAUGGCCGUGUUAUUGAAGGAUAUUCUAUGGUAGAUGAGUCCCUUAUCACAGGGGAGGCAAUGCCUGUAGCUAAGAAAUCUGGCAGUUCAGUAAUUGCUGGUUCCAUCAACCAGAAUGGAUCACUACUGAUCCGAGCAACUCAUGUUGGAGCAGAUACAACCCUUUCACAGAUCGUCAAACUUGUGGAGGAGGCCCAAACUUCAAAGGCUCCUAUCCAGCAGUUUGCAGACAAACUCAGUGGCUACUUUGUUCCUUUUAUUGUUAUUGUUUCCAUUGUUACCCUCUUGGUAUGGAUUAUGAUUGGAUUUCUUAAUUUUGAAAUUGUGGAAACCUACUUUCCUGACUAUAAUAGAAGUAUCUCCCAAGUGGAAACGAUAAUCCGCUUUGCUUUUCAAGCCUCUAUCACAGUUCUGUGCAUUGCAUGCCCCUGCUCGCUGGGUCUGGCCACUCCAACUGCUGUGAUGGUGGGUACAGGAGUUGGUGCUCAAAAUGGCAUAUUGAUCAAAGGUGGAGAACCUCUGGAGAUGGCUCAUAAGGUAAAGGUAGUGGUGUUUGAUAAGACUGGAACCAUUACCCAUGGAACUCCAGUAGUGAAUCAAGUAAAGGUGCUAGUGGAAAGUAACAGAAUAUCACGCAGUAAGAUCUUGGCCAUUGUAGGAACUGCUGAAAGUAACAGUGAACAUCCUUUAGGAGCAGCAGUCACCAAGUACUGCAAGCAGGAGCUGGACGCUGAAACCUUGGGUACCUGCAUAGAUUUCCAGGUUGUGCCAGGUUGUGGUAUUAGCUGUAAAGUCACCAAUAUCGAAGGUUUGCUUCAAAAGAAAAGCUGUAAGACAGAAGAAAAUAAUUUUAAAAAUGAAUCCCUGGUUCAAAUUGAUACAAGUAAUGAACAGACAUCAAAUUCUCCUUCCAUGAUUAUUGAUACCCAACUUUCAAAGACUCUUAAUGCGCAGCAAUACAAAGUUCUCAUCGGUAACCGGGAGUGGAUGAUUAGAAAUGGCCUUGGCAUUAAUAGUGAUGUAGAUAAUUCCAUGAUUGAGCAUGAGAGAAGAGGUCGGACUGCUGUACUGGUGGCAGUUGAUGAUGAGCUGUGUGGGUUGAUAGCCAUCGCUGAUACAGUAAAGCCUGAAGCAGAAUUGGCUGUCCAUAUUCUGAAAUCUAUGGGCUUAGAAGUGGUUCUGAUGACUGGAGACAACAGUAAAACAGCUAGAUCUAUUGCUUCUCAGGUUGGCAUCACGAAGGUAUUUGCUGAAGUUCUACCUUCCCACAAGGUUGCUAAGGUGAAGCAACUUCAAGAGGAGGGGAAACGGGUAGCAAUGGUAGGAGAUGGAAUAAAUGACUCCCCAGCUUUGGCAAUGGCUAAUGUUGGAAUUGCCAUUGGCACAGGCACAGAUGUAGCCAUUGAAGCAGCUGAUGUGGUUUUGAUAAGGAAUGAUCUUCUGGAUGUAGUGGCAAGUAUUCACUUAUCAAGAAAGACUGUCAAGAGGAUUCGGAUAAAUUUUGUCUUUGCUUUAAUUUAUAAUCUGGUUGGAAUUCCCAUAGCGGCUGGUGUUUUUAUGCCCAUUGGCUUGGUCUUGCAGCCCUGGAUGGGAUCUGCCGCAAUGGCGGCCUCAUCUGUUUCAGUAGUCCUUUCUUCUCUCUUCCUUAAGCUUUACAGGAAACCAAUUUACGAGAAUUAUGAACUGCGUACCCGGAGCCAAAUAGGACAGAAGAGCCCUUCAGAAAUCAGUGUUCAUGUUGGAAUAGAUGACAUGUCAAGAAUUUCUCCUCAGCUGGGUUUGCUGGACCGGAUUAUUAAUUACAGCAGAGCUUCCAUAAACUCACUACUGGCUGAUAAACGUUCCCUAAACAGCAAUGCUACCAAUGAACCUGAUAAACACUCACUCCUGGUGGGAGACUUCAGAGAAGAUGACACUGCACUGUGAAAGGACAGAGAGAGUUACCACACUUGCUAUGCACGGGCAGGGCAUUCAUGAAGUCCUCUUAGCUUUCAAAGUCAUGUGUGGAAGGAUUUGUGUUCGCCUCAUGCCCUUGUAGUAGGCGUUCCAUGUGCAUUGCAUUUGUCCUAUGGCAAAAAUAUCUAUUUUCAGGAUAUCAGCUCCGAACCUAAUGUUAUUUGCAGUGAAAUUCCAGUAUUUGUUGUUUUGACUGACAACAUGUAAGGUAGAGGAAUGAGGUUUACAGCAGGCAUACAAUUUAAGUUGCUAAAUUACUAACGUGAUAGAUUUGUUUUUUCCAAUUUGAUGAGAGAGAGAGAGAGAGAGAGAGAGAGAGAGAGAGAGAGAGAGAGAGAAAGAGAAAUCCAAAGAGGAUCAUUUUAAAAUUUGGAGAUUUGAGAACAGUCAUGACCUUGGGAUUCUUGAGCUCAAUGCCUUUGAAAGCGCUAUCUAGAACACCUAGUUUUAAAGGGGAAACAGCAAAAGCUGUUUGAAAAUAGAUGUGCCUUAUUUAUCAAAGCCCUUCUUUCCCCCUCUUUUCUCUGCCGUUGCUGUUUUAGAUGCACCACUGUUUUCUUUGAUUUUCUUCUUUUGGCGAGCCAGAUUUGGGUGGCUCCUCAUCUUUAAAAAUAACUGACAAUUUUUCCAUAUUUUGUUUCUUUUUUAAAAGUGUUUUUAAGAAUAUAGGAUUCCCUGCCUUCCACAAUCCUUUUGUUGUAAGAAAUGUACAACUAUUCCUUCAACUUUUUUACCUCUCUGCAAGCUUUUGAAUUCACUCCUGCUGAGUUCAGUUAUAAGAAGUUCUUAGUCUCCCCACGUAAUUCACAAUAAAAAUUCAUUUAAAAAAGAGAAGUUCUUAGUGUAGUCUCUUUACCAGCCUCAGUCCAGAAAUGUAAAAAAUAAAUUUGAACCUCUUUGGUAAUUGAUUUUUUUUCAAAGAUUUAACACUACCAUUUUUAACAUAUAUAGCUCAUAUCAGACUACUUGGAUUCACUAACUUUGCCUUUUGGUCGGGGCACACAAUAUAGGCACUAACCAAGUAUGGUGUUUCAGAUAAUGAUCAAAGUGACUUUGAAAUCAUGCUAAUGCACAAAGCUGAUUUUACCAAAAAAGAAAAUACAAUAAAUUGUAAUGCAGGAACCAGAACUCUUCUAGGUGUGAUACCAUUUAGCCAGAUCUGCUUUUCAAUUUUAAAACAUUUGCACUUGCAAGUUAAUGUUGGCAAAUUUAAAGGCUUGUUCCCUCUGCCAUGGGAAUUUAGAACUUUCCAUGUGAGUGCGUGGGAGUUAAUACACUGGUAAAAGGCUGAAAAAAGAAAUAUCUCAUUUGGGGGGGGAGGAGCAGUUGAACAUAGCCAGCUACUAUUUUUGUUGUCAUUAUUACUAUGUGUAUUUGAGCUUUCCUUGUGGUCCCACACACAUGUACUUGUAACACUACUUCGAUUUCACGUUCAUUGCAGAGCGGGAUUUCAUAUCCAGAAUAAGUAAGUGAAGAAAACGCAUCAAGAAAUUCCUAAUAUUUUGACCCCAUAUGUAAAGCUGCCAGCACAAUGCUUGGCAGAUAGGCUUUGUACUCAGUAAAAGGUCUUUUCUCCCUUUGAGGUCAGUAAUAAAUGUAAAAAAUGUCACUUUAGAACAGGGUCUAAAAUCAGGGGUUAUGAGAUAGGGGUAGACACACACACACACACACUCACACACACACACACACACGGCAUUAUUCCAUUGCUGUCUUUUCCGGUUUGGAAAAGUUUCUUUUUUCUCAUCCAUCUUAAAAGAGUGAACUGAAACUUGUGAUGAAGGUGCUAUUAGUCUUGAAAGGCAAACCUAUUUCUGUGGAUUAUGACUGUGUUUGUCUAGACUCCUUUUUUAGGCCAAUGUCUAUGCCAUCCUCCGUGCUUCCAGUUUGAGUUUUAAUAUUUGUUUCUUGUUUUAAUUCCUUUGACCCAUCUAUCAUACCACAACUCGUUUCUUCUCGAAGAAAUAGCUGACAUGACAAAUGUAUAGACUUUUAGACUUUUCUCACUCCGGAGCCAUAUUGAAAAAUGAAGCAGCUCACUUUUGGGGGGAAGUAAUUGAGCCUAGCCAGUUACCAUUUUUUAUUGUCAUUAUUACCAUAUGUGUUUGAGUUCUCCCUUGACCCCAUUUGCAUGUUAUAGGACAUUGAGAGUAUCAGUCUAAGAAUAAUCAAGGAUAUAAAUUGCGAUCCUUACUAAAAGAGCAAAAAAUAUAAUGUUUAAAAAAAGUAAUUUUUAAAGCAGCUAUAGACACAUUUGAAUUUUCUACCACGUGUUUUUGUAAUCUUAAACUCCCAUUAGCUUCAGACAAGCUGUAUUCAGUGGACAGAGAAGAAUAUGAAUAUAUGCAGGGAAUCAAAAACAUUGCAUCCAGUUAGUAACUAGUUGACUAGCAGCUAGUGAUUAUUGAGAACAAAUCUUAUAAAUGUAUGUGUUUAUUCAUGAACAUGCAUAGAUAUGUGGACGUAUACAUAUAUAUGACGGGGCUUUAACAUUUUCAUGGAAAAAUUCCAUUAUCUCUCAAUUCCAUUUUCCCACAAACUUUUUGAAGCCCCCUCCUAUAUAUUUCACUAUAUAUAAACAAACUUAUGUUUGAAUUUUGUAUUUGAAGUUCUUUAAUUCACUCUUCUGUAUUUACUCAGCAACUAUGCCCUCAGUCAGAAGAUAACAAGGAACUUUGAUAUCCAAUGCUGGUUCAAACCCAACUGAAGGAUCCCUUUUUAUCUUAGCUAUCCAAAGAUGCCUUUUGAAUUUCCAAUAUUCAAAUACAACUGAAAUAGUUAGUGUUGUAGAAUAGUCUAAGUAUCAUUGUCAGCUGUGAAAAUAGAAACAUUAAUUUUCCUAGCUUAAUACUAACAUUUUGAGAUGUUAAAUUUGCUAUCUUGUGAACAAAUUGUUUGAUACUAUGCUUUGACUUUCUAAAAAUUAUUUUGUGUUCAGAUAUGAUAAAUGGUUAAAAUAGCACUGUAGACAAGACGUUCUUAAAUAUUUAAGAGUGCAUAUAUUUUCUGUACACGGUUUAAAAUCAAGCAUAUUUGUUAAGAGAAAAAUUUCCCUUUAUUUGUGGGUCUGGCUUUACAUUGAUUUUUCUUAAUAUUUAUUUUACUCUUGUUAUUUUCAGUUGGUGAGGCAUCUGGUUACUGGUUAUUUUCAUAAGAAUAAAAACAUUGCUGGAAUCAAUCCCUUCAGAUUUUUCUUUUUGUUGGUUUGAUUUCUAUAUUAUACUUAAACAUAUUAUCUUACCAAAUUAAAAAAGAUAGAUGCAUGCCAAAUUAUGACCUCUUUUUGCACUCACUUUCUGUAGUCCCUCAAUCUGAGUAGCAUGAAGCAUGAAUGAUUAUUCUUCAAUGAAAAGAGCUUCUUUAAUGGCACUGUUAAUAAAUACCUUUUGUAGCCAAAACCAGACGUCUCAACCUUAGGUUUUUAGUUAAAGAAAUGUUUAACUAAACAUUGUUACAUUUUUAUUAUUUGGUACCCCAAACGGCAAUGGACAGUAUUGUGCAAUAUUCAUCUACUAUAGUUAAAAUAUCAGCAGUUUUCCAUGAACAUGUAAUCAAUCAUAUUUCUGCCAAGGAUGUGCCUUCAGUUUGUAAUUAUAGUGUUGUUCAAAAAAGUCAA